UCAAUCUUCAACUCAAAUUUCAAACACAUCCUCAUUUCAAGUGCAACACCUCCCAACUUCUAAUCUCCAUUCCAGCAGAAAGCCUUUCAAAAUUCGUCAUGGGAAUCAGACUACCUUCACUUCUCUUCAAUGCCAAGCAAGUUUUCAAAAUGCAUACUGUUUCUUCUAGAAACCAAUGUGGUGUUCCCAAAGGCCAUAUUGCAGUUUAUGUGGGAGAUAUUGAAAGAAAGCGGUUUGUGGUUCCGCUAUCAUACUUGAACCAUCCUUCUUUUUCCGCUUUGCUCAAGAGUGCAGAAGAAGAGUUUGGAUUUAAACAUCCAACUGGAGGUUUGACAAUUCCUUGCAGAGAAGAUGUCUUCAUCAAUCUCACAUCCAGGCUGCAAAUAUCCUGAAAGAGAGAAGAAAGACAUUUGUCCACACAAUUUUGUCAGAUUCCCUCCAUUUUUUCCCCAUAGUUAAGAGUAGAAAUCAUUAAUCAAUGUAUAGUUAGCUUCAAAGUGUUAAUGAUCGGGUAGCUGAAAGGUGAUAGCACAUUGCCCAUCUACCUGAACAUCAUUUACACAACUUACCAUUCAAAUCUGUAAACAUGGAAAUAGAAAUACAGAGUCAUAUUAUCUUACUAAA
This is a messenger RNA of Cucumis melo (muskmelon), 624 nucleotides long. RefSeq names its product auxin-responsive protein SAUR21-like. Lineage: Eukaryota; Viridiplantae; Streptophyta; Magnoliopsida; Cucurbitales; Cucurbitaceae. Gene Ontology annotation, biological process: response to auxin. The transcript has a single exon. Bases 99 to 392 code for a protein of 97 amino acids. The record is from RefSeq and is a predicted model, not a curated record.